Messenger RNA from Candidula unifasciata, 447 nucleotides. The record is from the annotation of a GenBank genome assembly. Lineage: Eukaryota; Metazoa; Mollusca; Gastropoda; Stylommatophora; Geomitridae.
AUGUCCCACCACGACGAGACUCGCUUCCAUGACGAUGGCAGCUUUGAGAACUCAGAUGCCAAAGGUAUGCUGGAACAAGACUAUCACGGUGACGACGUGGAAGGAAAAUCCAAGAACAGAAAAGGACCUCCUGGACAAAAACACGUCCGACUGAACAUCAAUUCACGGGAACGAAGGAGAAUGCAUGAUCUAAACGACGCCCUGGACGAACUCCGCUCUGUUAUUCCUUACGCGCACAGUCCAUCCGUGAGGAAGCUUAGCAAAAUAGCCACCCUCCUACUGGCCAAGAACUACAUUCUCAUGCAAGCUCAUGCGCUGGAAGAGAUGCGGCGCAUCAUCGCUUAUCUCAACCAUCACUCGGCUGUUGAUGCACUUCCAUAUCAACAUCUUUCCCAGAGCUCCUGUGUGCCACCACGUCCUGGCGAUAGAGAUAUGCAACUGAAAUAG